Populus trichocarpa (black cottonwood) is the source of this 867-nucleotide messenger RNA. RefSeq names its product ribosome-binding factor PSRP1, chloroplastic. Gene Ontology annotation, molecular function: ribosomal small subunit binding. Gene Ontology annotation, biological process: negative regulation of translational elongation; primary metabolic process. The record is from RefSeq and is a predicted model, not a curated record. Gene Ontology annotation, cellular component: cytosolic small ribosomal subunit. NCBI's taxonomy places the organism in Eukaryota, Viridiplantae, Streptophyta, Magnoliopsida, Malpighiales, Salicaceae.
AACCCACUUGUCCCAUUAUCAUCAACAAUUCCUACUACUUCACUGGCUUCUUCUUUGGUGAAUCCCGUAAAGACCACCCCAACAGUGUCCCUCAAGUCCCAUUUUUUAUGCAAAAAUGUGAACUUUAUUGAAACUAGAAGGAAAACAAAAACCCUUUUGAGCCAUGGUGGCUAUUCAAUGAAGAUGUCAUGGAAUGGUCCUCUCUGUUCUAUUAAAUUAAUCAUUCAAGGCAAAAACUUGGCGUUGACUGAUACUGUAAAAGAGCAUGUGGAGGACAAAGUAGGAAAGGCAGUUCAAAAAUUUAGUCAUCUUGUAAGGGAAGUUGAUGCAAGGUUGUCAGUUAGAGGUGGAGAGUUGGGGAAAGGUCCAAGGAUUAGAAAAUGUGAGGUUACUUUGUUUACUAAGAGGCAUGGAGUGGUGAGGGCAGAGGAAGAUUCUGAGACAAUCUAUGCAACUAUUGAUUUGGUGUUGUCAAUUAUUCAAAGUAAGUUGAGGAAGAUGAAGGAGGAGUCUGAUCAUGGUAGACACAUGAAAGGGCUUAAUAGGUUGAAGAUUAGGGAUGAUGCAGAUGCAGUUUCACGGAAAGAAGAUGAUGACUAUCUUGAUGAGCUAGAUACUUAUGGACUGUUGCACAAGGAAAAUGUAUUACCAUCUUCAUCUUUCCAAAUCAUGGCUUGGCGCUCAAAAUUCUUCUUUACAUCUGGUGUCAAUGCUGUUCACACAAAGUACUUUGACUGGGAGGAACUAGUUUCUGAAAAAGUGUUAGCACGAUCUGAACCAAGUGAUGAUGAAGAUGAGCAUCAUAUUGAUAGAGUUGUGGUUGAUGGGGAAGAUGAGGAUGAUGACAAACAUGUCCUUAAGAGUUGA